Molecule: messenger RNA, 2069 nt
Organism: Anopheles nili
Lineage: Eukaryota; Metazoa; Arthropoda; Insecta; Diptera; Culicidae
Product: proton channel OtopLc-like
Exons: 6
Coding region: 1-1971 (656 amino acids)
Biological process (GO): proton transmembrane transport
Cellular component (GO): membrane
Molecular function (GO): proton channel activity
Source: RefSeq, a predicted model, not a curated record
AUGGCGGAUGAUGAGCCAGGUGGAUCACCACAGCGACGCGGCAAAGGAGGCGGCCUGCAUCAGAAUUACAGAGACUCGGAUGGAAGUCAUAGUCCGACCUCUGCGGUGACGAGUGCAAGGCCUUCGCCGCUUCAGAGCCGCCGAGGUACACUAGACAGUGUUGAGUUGGUCGAACGGUACCAUUUCGCGAAGAACCCCUAUCGGAAUAGUGGCUCACACUCACCGAGCCUUCAUGAGCCACGGCGUCGUCUGUCGAGCUUUGGUGCGCAACGACGUGUCUUCCUCGAUCUACUACGUCGACAUGGCAGUAAGCUAUCACUCAGUAGAAAGUGCUCCGAGGUGUCAACGAAGACGGAAGACCUCACCCGAGAACACCGACGGCAGCAACGUGACAGGGACCUCGCAAAGAAUCAUCUCGGGAUUGCCCUGUCAGCCCUUUAUGCAAAGUUAUUGAUCAUCCUUGGUGUGACACUGCCAGUGACAGAGCUUGUGGCACGUGGCGCACCUGCUAACUUUCACCAAGGGUUCUACCUGUACUUAUACGGCGUCAGUAUCGCGUUCUGCACGUUCCUGUAUGCAGCGCGGUACCGACGUCGAGCUCAGAUGGAUUUUCUAUCACAGUGUCCUGAACAGUCCGGCAAGUCUGGUCAUGGUGUCGGUUUGCACGGUGGAUCGUUCUACCUCCGCAUCGGAGCAAUAGCGUUUGGAAUAGGUAGUCUCGUGUACUCAGCACUUGAUUUCGGGCAGUACUUCGAGCUGGAUGCUAACACCGAAGGGUGUCGAAAUGUCCUGAUCGCGCUGAUGCCCACCAUUCGGAUGGUGCUCUGUCUGGUCCAGAUGCAGUUCAUCAUUGUGAGUGGACGUGAUUUCGGGCUCGAAAAGCACGCGUUCGUGUCCCGAUUUGGACUCAUGCACAUGAUCGCCACCAACGUGUGUGAGUGGCUGUACGUGUUGGUAGAGGAGGCCAAACAAGAGAUCGUGUAUAUCAACCACGGACAAUCGACAAACCGGACCGACCUCCAGUCAGCAGGAUCAAAGCACGGGGAGCUCGCGGCUGCAUCCUCUGCCUGCCGUACUACUAACAUCAUGGGCACGUUAGUACACGACGUGGCUCCAUUUCUGUUCCCGUGCACCAUCGAGUACUCGCUGAUUUGUGCUCUUACGAUGUAUCAGCUCUGGGUCGCGUUAAAUCGUAAUAGUGAUGUGACGCGACCUCGACCUACUCCACCCGAGAAAGGUCUCACAGGACGUCCUGCGAAUCGACUCUCAAUCGACUGCUCAAGCGCCCAACGAGGUCUGUUCGCUGGAAUCGUCACAUUGGUGUUGACUUUACUGGUCCUCAUCAUGUAUUUCGUACUACGCCGCGAGCGAAGCCUUCGUCAUGCAGCUACCCUUGAGAUUGUGAUGUACGAGCUCGUCCUAUACGCCGGGACGUUAGCAGGAGUAAUCGCCGCCAUGACCAAGAUGCGAGAUCUCCGAGUUGUGACGCAUCGUACGGGCAGACCUCCACCACUGCCCAUCGAUUGCCACCUGCUGCUCGUCACCCAAACCGGCAUCUACCUGUACGGGGUGUUCUCCAUCAUUGGCACCUACCACACGCAUGGUCAACUGCUGCACUGGGCCGUUAUCUCCGAGGUGGCAGGACUUGCUCAGACCUCACUACAGACGCUGUUCGUCGUGAGUAGUUGGUGGCGUCGAUGUAAGGGAGCCCGCCAAAACCGGACAAAGCCAGGUCGUGAGAUUGUCACGUUCCUGUUGGUGGCCAACCUGGCCGCUUGGAUGGUGAACGCUCUCGUUAAGAGUAGCGCCAGCUUCCGGCCGCUUAUCAUGGGAUUCUACGGUGUAGGGGCGUGGGCGAUCAUCGCUCACGUAUCGAUGCCACUCGCCAUCUUCUACCGGUUCCAUUCGACCAUCUGCCUGUUUGAGAUCUGGAAGAACACCUACAAGGCGCGGUACAACGAGGCAAGCUAGCAGAUCGUGCGAGCGAGAGCCCGAGGAACUCGCAGCUAGGUGUCAAGUGUGCUGUCACAGGCGCAGUUAAGUGCAAAUAUUACGCCGUACCCGCAACC